Molecule: messenger RNA, 2284 nt
Organism: Cercocebus atys (sooty mangabey)
Lineage: Eukaryota; Metazoa; Chordata; Mammalia; Primates; Cercopithecidae
Gene: ZNF878
Product: zinc finger protein 878
Exons: 4
Coding region: 544-2124 (526 amino acids)
Biological process (GO): regulation of DNA-templated transcription
Source: RefSeq, a predicted model, not a curated record
GCUGUGGCGGGGCCCAGGCCUCCCUGCAGCGACGCUGGGGUCCGGACACAGUCCCCCUGGCGCAGCUCGGUCCUCCGUCCCCUCGGCCGCUGGGUGGGGCUGGGCCGGCAGCCGGGACACCGGGCGUCCUGUCAGGUCUCUGCGCGGCAACUGCAGUCCCAGCCCCUGCCCCGGCCCCGGCUCCCUCUCUGAGCAGCUCCGCGCCCGCAGCCCCGCGUCUCCCGUGGUUCAGGGACCACGGAAGGGUCAUGGGGGGAUCCCGCCUCGGGUGUGGGGUUCGUGUGGGAGGAGCGGUGGCCUGUGGGGUCCCCAGUUCCUUUUUUUUCUCCAGUUAAAAAUUAAACGGAGGCACUGUUAAAAAAUGAGAGUUUAUUUUAGCAAACAGCGAUUAUUGAAUGAGAAACUCCCAGUCCUGGCUUGUGGUUUGGUAACGGAAAAACCCAAACCGUGUGGAAUAAGUUUAUUCUGAGCCGAAUAGGAGAGACCUCGGCUGAGGGAAACACAACCCCACGAAGCCCGGAGUAAGCGGUCCCGAGGCAGCUCAUGACAGUUUGGUUUUAUUCAUUUCAGGGAGACAGGAAUUGCAGGAGAAUGAUGAAUCAGUGCCGGGAAGGUGAUUCGGUGGCCUUUGAGGAUGUGGCUGUGAACUUCACCCAGGAGGAGUGGGCUUUGCUGGAUCCUUCCCAGAAAAAUCUCUACAGGGAAGUGAUGCAGGAAACCUUGAGGAACCUGGCCUCCAUAGGAAAAAAGUGGAACAACCAGUACAUUGAAGAUGAGCACCAAAAUCCUAGGAGAAACCUAAGAAGACUUAUAAAAGAGAGACUCUCUGAAAGUAAAGAAAGUCAUCAGCAUGGAGAAGUUUUGACGCAGGUUCCAGAUGACACACUGAAGAAGAAAACUCCUGGAGUAAAAUCACAUGACAGCAGUGUGUGUGGGGAAAUCGGCAUGGGUCUUUCAUCUCUUAAUAGGCACCUGAAAGCCUUUAGUUAUUCCAGUAGCCUUUCAAUACAUGGAAGAACUCACACUGGGGGAAAGCGUUAUGAAUGUAAGGAAUGUGGGAAAGCAUUCAGGUUUCCCAGUUCUGUUCGUAGACAUGAAAGAAUCCACUCUGCAAAAAAACCCUAUGAAUGUAAGCAAUGUGGGAAAGCAUUAUCUUAUCUUAUAAGCUUUCAAACACACAUGAGAAUGCACACUGGAGAGAGACCUCAUAACUGUAACAUAUGUGGGAAAGCCUUUUUUUCUCCCAGUUCGUUAAAAAGACACGAGAAAAGUCACACUGGAGAGAAACGCUAUAAAUGCACACAAUGUGGUAAAGCUUUCAAUUGUCCCAGUUCCUUUCAGUAUCAUGAAAGGACUCACAGUGGAGAGAAACCCUAUGAGUGUACACAAUGUAGGAAAGCCUUCAGAUCUGUCAAGUACCUGCGAGUACAUGAAAGAAAACACACUGGAGAGAAACCCUAUGAGUGUAAGCUGUGUGGUAAGGGCUUUAUUUCUUCCACUUCCUUUCGCUAUCAUGAAAAGACUCACACUGGAGAGAAACCUUAUGAAUGUAAGAAAUGUGAGAAAGCCUUCAGUUUUGUCAAGGAUCUUCGAAUCCAUGAAAGGACACACACUGGAGAGAAACCUUUUGAAUGUAAACGAUGUGGGAAAACCUUCACUUCUUCUAACUCUUUUCACUAUCAUGAAAGGACUCACACUGGAGAGAAACCCUAUGAGUGUGAGCAAUGUGGGAAAGCUUUCCGAUCUGCCUCAAUCCUUCAAAAGCACAUACGAACUCACACAGGAGAGAAACCCUACGGAUGUAAGCAAUGUGGGAAAGCCUUUAGAGUUGCCUCACAACUUAAAAUGCAUGAAAGGACUCACACAGGAGAGAAACCCUAUGAGUGUAAGCAAUGUGGAAAAGCCUUCAUUUCUUCCAAUUCCAUUCGCUAUCAUAAAAGGACUCACACUGGAGAGAAACCUUAUAAAUGUAAACAAUGUGGAAAAGCCUUCAUUUCUUCCAACUCUUUUCUCUAUCAUGAAAAGAUUCACACUGGAGAGAAACCCUAUGAAUGUAAGCAGUGUGGGAAAGCCUUUAGAUCUGCCUCAGCCCUUCAUAAGCAUGUAAGGACUCACACUGGCUAGAAACUCUGUGGAUGUAAGCAAUAUGGUAAAGUCCUUAGAUGGGCCUCAGAACUUCAAAUGCAUGGAAGGACUCACUGCAGAGACUCACUGUAAUCUCAGCAUUUUGGGAAGUCAAGGCAGGAAGAUUGCUUAAGCUGAAGAGGUCAAGACCAGCUUGGGC